AUGGAGUUAGCUUGCAGUUUUUCUUUAGAUUUUUGCAGUCAACCAAUAAAGGUAGAUAAACUUCAGUCUGGUGUUUAUUUGCAGGAAAUGUUCGUACGUAACGAAACACAUCUGGUUUGUUGUUACCUGCGAAGAAGAAAAAAUGAAGUCUUAGAUAUUUUGACCACGCGUCUUUCACAAAGUCCGGAAGUUUAA
Messenger RNA from Clunio marinus, 195 nucleotides. The record is from the annotation of a GenBank genome assembly. NCBI's taxonomy places the organism in Eukaryota, Metazoa, Arthropoda, Insecta, Diptera, Chironomidae.